This is a messenger RNA of Sardina pilchardus (European sardine), 7767 nucleotides long. RefSeq names its product rho GTPase-activating protein 23-like. The transcript is spliced from 24 exons. Gene Ontology annotation, biological process: signal transduction. Lineage: Eukaryota; Metazoa; Chordata; Actinopteri; Clupeiformes; Clupeidae. Bases 305 to 6775 code for a protein of 2156 amino acids. The record is from RefSeq and is a predicted model, not a curated record. Gene Ontology annotation, molecular function: protein binding.
CUUCAGUACGGAAGCCUAGUGGGCUGGGCGCACGAGUGCUCAAUCUGCACGGAGCGCGACACACCGAUAAACUGACUUACGGUUGGGCGGAGGUGGAGGAGGGCAUCUACACACACACACACACACACACACACACACACACACACACACACACACGGGAGCUGGAGGAGGGCGGCGGAACCCGAGACUCGAACAGCUCGCCCAUCGUCCCACGAGUGGAUAACUUCGGCGUGUGUGUGCUUUUCCCCUCCGACGGAUCUCGGUGACUGAUAACUCCUCCCGAGCCCUGCCGUGCUCCUGCCAGAUGAAUGGAGUGGCGUUCUGCCUGGUCGGAAUCCCACCCCGUCCCGAGCCUGCGGCUUCCAUACUCCGAGAUGGGCUGGGCUCCACCAAUGAGAACCCUCGGCUGGGCUCCACCAAUGACAAUCCUCGGCCAGUGCUGGAGGGCGGGGCUACAGUGCGGUGGGCGGGGCCAAGAACUCUGCUGCUGCAGCGCACGCACGGAACUCUGGGAUACGGAUUCACACUCCGUCACUUCAUCGUCUACCCACCAGAGUCUGCUCUACGGGAUGAGCUCAAUGGGAAUGAGAGAGGUCACCUGGAGCCCAUGGAUACCAUCUUUGUGAAGAAUGUAAGAGAGAAUGGCCCUGCCCACCAAGCUGGCUUGUGCACAGGUGAUCGUCUCGUUAAGGUGAACGGUGAGAGUGUGUUGGGGAAGACCUAUGCACAGGUUAUUUCACUCAUCCAAAACAGUGGUGCUCUACUAGAACUCUCAAUUAUGCCAAAAAAUGAGGAUGUAUUACAGCUGGCGUAUUCUCAGGACGCUCUUUCCUACUCGAGAGGAAAUGUUUUGUAUUCGGGAGGAGCUCAGCACAUCCCAGCCCCGCCCCCACCUUAUAGCCACGCCCAUCAACACGCCCACAUGGGUCAGAAGCAGCAAGAGGGGUGGGGGCUGACGCACACACACUCACACACGCCUCACACACACUCACACUCGCCUCACACACACUCACACUCGCCUCACACACACUCACACACACCUCAGGACAGAUGGGGUCGCUGGCCAAGCCCCGCCAUUCGGCCUGAUGACUGGCUAAGCUCCGCCCCUCGGCCUGAUGACUGGACAGAUGGGGAGGCGGCCAGAGGACGUUCUUUCUCUGUGGGACACACCCACCAUCACCACGGCAACUAUCUGUCACCUGCGUCGCCCAGUCCCAGUUGUCACACAGCUAAAGCGCUGAGUGAUUGGUACUACACACACUCACAAACACCCUCACAAACCCCCUCACGCUUGCCUUACACACACACACACUCCCACUCAUCAAACCUGCCCCCCCGCACACCCCCCGCCCCCCGACACACCCCCCCACGCAGACGCUGCGCCUCACAGGAUAGGCUGGGGGAGGGCUGCAGGGGGAGGGGCUACGGCAGCUCCCAGGAGUCUGACUGGUUGUUGUCGUCAGUAAGCCCCGCCCAGAGAAGCUCUGAUAGGUGGGGGGCACAGGGGGCGUGGCCUGUCCGCUCACGCUCAGAGUCGCUCCUAUUGGACAGAGCACGACCCGCCCCCUCACUGGAGCCGCACCCAUUGGACAGACCAGACAGACAGGCUCCGCCCAGGAGUCUUGUUAGCCCCACCCACAGACGAACAACACAACAAUCUCACACACCACAUCACAUACCACAACACACACCACAGCACACACCACAACACACCCCACAACACACACAACACACAUCUGGACAUUCUGGACACCCCCCCCAACACAUGCCCAAUAACUAUGAGCAGACACCUGGACACUCCUAUGUUCAAAGAACCCAACACACUCCACAACACACACCACAACACACUCCCCAACACACUCCUCAACACACUCCUCAACACACACCACAUCACACUCCCCAACACACUCCUCAGCAUGCACAUGGUCAAAGACCUCCUAAAGUUUCAGACACCCGUGAACACACCUCUCCGUACCCAGCCCAACACACAGCAGAGUACACUCACCACCCUCCACUACACACACACCACCCUCCACUACACACACACUCUCCUCUAACGCAGCGCACUCCGCAACACACCGCAGAGCCGCCUCCCCAGCCGAGUCCUGGCCACACCCCCCGACCCCAUGACCCCCGACCCCAUGACCCCCGACCCCAGCCGAGUCCUGGCCACACCCCCCAACCCCAUGACCCCCGACCCCAGCCGAGUCCUGGCCACACCCCCCGACCCCAGCCGAGUCCUGGCCACACCCCCCGACCCCAGCCGAGUCCUGGCCACACCCCCCGACCCCAUGACCCCCGACCCCAGCCGAGUCCUGGCCACACCCCCCGACCCCGGAAACCCGCCCCCCAGGUGCGGCGUCGCUCUGAGGGGGAGGAGUCUGAGGGUUACCGUAGCUACAGCCCCUCCUUCUACCACAAGACGGAGCGCAUCCUGCAGCACGCCCACUCGUUCCGAGACUCCCCCCACUUUGACGCUCUCGCCUGGGACUCCUCCCACACAGAACACUCCCCUGAAACCGUCGCCCAAUCAGAUGCUGUGCCCAGCAAGGGGCGGAUCCACCUGCUCACCAACCAGGGGGAUGCAGUUGAGAAGGAGGCGGAGCAACAACAGGGGAUGGUACUAAGACAGGAAGAGGCGGAUCUAAGACAGGAAGAGGCGGAGCAACAACAGGAAGUGGUGCUAAGACAGGAAGAGGCAGAGCAACAACAGGAAGUGGUACUAAGACAGAAGCCCGUUGGUGGACGCAAAGCACUCCACGCCCUGCACCUCCCCCCCAACUACAUGCUGGACUCUCUCAGCCUAUCAGAUCCUGCCAACAGCCUUGAACCCGCCCCCAGUUCGGAGCAUGCCCAGAACACUAGCCCCGCCCCUGCCCUCAUUAUUGACCCCGCCCCCCAACACCGGAACACUGGGUCUCACCUGACUGUACAGGACGACAGCCUGGCAACCAUUCCAUUCAUCGAUGAGCUCACGUCUCCGUCUGUAGAUCUCCGUGCCCGGUUAGUCUCCGCCUCCUCUGUGGUGUCCAGUGGUGUUGACUCCGCCCCUGACUCCACCCAGAUGCCUGGCCACACCCACGUAGCACCCAGAGACCCAAUCACAACAGACCCCGCCCCCUUCCCCUCACCUCUGCCUCACAAGCACCGCCUCUCCCACCACUACAGUGUGAAGUCCAGUCGUCGCUCGUCCUACAUGUUGGCUGUCACGGCAACCCGCUCCAAGUCAUGUGACGACGGUCUGAACAUGUUUAGUGAGGAGGGGCAUGUUCUAUCGAGACGGCCAAGGAGGGCAAAGAGUUUCUUCACAGAUGGGUGUACAGGUGGCUCCAAGCGUCACUCGGCUUCAGAACUGGACAGCAACUACAGCGCCACCUGGAGGGAGGGAUGGAUCAACUACAAGCACAUCCAGACCGAGAGGGGGAAGAAGGUGGGCAGUGCGAUGAGACCAUGGAGGCGGGUCUAUGCUGUUCUGCGCUCCCAUUCGCUGUUUCUCUACAAGGACAAACGAGAGGCGGUGCUAGGGACCGGGACCGAGGAUGACCAGCCAAUCAACAUUGCAGGCUGCUUGAUUGACAUCGCCUACAGCGAAACACGGCGCAAGAACGUGCUGCAACUCAGCACUCAGGACUACAGUGAGCACCUCCUCCAGACCGAGGACCGCGAACAGAUGCUGAGCUGGGUCACUAGCAUACGGGACAACAGCUGGACUGACAGCCAGGAGCUCUGUUUCGCUAAACAAGCGCUGAUCAACAAAAAACUCAAUGACUACAGAAAACAGUGUAUCACAGGGAACAGACCGGACUCAUCUCCUAGGAUCCCCCGGAUUCUUCUACCCAAAACUGACUCCGCUGCAGCCCCACGCUCCCCAAAAACAGAUGCCAAAGAUGAGAGCCCCCCCAAGUCUCCGUGGGGGAUCAGUCUGAUGAAGAGGGGGCGCAGGCCAGUGGGGCCCAAAGCAUUCGGGGGACGUCUGGACGAGUGCCCACCAGCCCUCCACAACAAGUGUGUUCCCCUCAUAGUGGAGGUGUGUUGUGGUAUAGUGGAGCAGAAAGGUUUGGACUCCGUUGGGAUCUACAGAGUUCCUGGAAACAACGCCGCCGUUUCUCACCUGCAGGAGGCGCUAAACAAAGGAGCUGACAUCAACACCUCAGACGAGAAGUGGCAGGACCUGAACGUAGUCAGCAGUCUCCUCAAGUCCUUCUUUCGGAAGCUUCAAGAACCACUCUUCACCGACGAUAAAUAUCAGGACUUCAUCACUCUGACUGCUUGUCCCACUCUAGAUAAAUAUCAGGACUUCAUCACUCUGACUGCUUGUCCCACUCUAGAUAAAUAUCAGGACUUCAUCGAAGCCAACCGCCUGGACAACGCUAGCCACCGUCUCAAAACCCUCAAGACUCUGAUCUGCGAUCUGCCUGAUCACCAUUUCUACACUCUCAAGUUCCUGCUGGCCCACCUGAAGACAGUAGCAGAGCAUGCAGACAAAAACAAGAUGGAGCCCCGUAACCUGGCGCUGGUGUUCGGCCCCACCCUGGUGAGGACGUCGGAGGACAACAUGAUGGACAUGGUGACCCACAUGCCCGACCGCUACAAGAUCGUGGAGACCCUCCUGCAGCACCAAGAUUGGUUCUUCAGUGAGGAGCCAGAGAAAGAAGAGAAAACGCCAGAGGACACGGAGUCUGUCCAACCCGCCCCCAACAUCACCCACCUGCUCUCCAACAUCGGACGCACCGCUCACCUGGGAGACGCGUCAGACUCGACAGCCAGUGACUCGGCAAAGUCUAAGGGUUCAUGGGGCGCCCCUGAGGUCUUGAUGCUGUCCAUCAUGUCUGCUGUCACCAAAAAGCGUCGUCAGCGACAACCAGCCCCACCCUUCAGCACUGAUGACGAGUCAGAGCUCGAGCCAAUCACAGCAAGUGUGAUAGGGGAGGACUCCGCCCCUAAAGCUGAAGGGGAGGAGGAUGAUGAAGAUGACGAAGAGGAUGAUGAAGAGGGUGAUGUGGCAGUGGAGGAGGGAUCUCCCAGCAUUCCUGACGACAACCAGCAGGAGGCGUGUGGGGCUAAUGAUGGGGGCGGGGCUAAUGAUGGGGGUGGGGCUAAGGACCAGAGCUCUGUGCUGUUGGGUGGGAGGAGUCAGAGCUCUGUGGUGUCGGGUGACUCCUCCCUCUCCAUUCAGGGGCGGAGUCUAGCGGAGGAGGCGGACGACGAGAGCAGCGAGUGGGUUAGUGAGACGGACACAGAGAGCGGCUUCACCUCACACUCCGCACACACACACCCUGCUCCUGACUCCGCACACACACACCCUGCCAGUGCUACUCACACACACCCUGCCAGCGCUACACACACACACCCUGCCAGUGCUACUCACACACACCCUGCCAGCGCUACACACACACACCCUGCCAGUGCUACACACACACACCCUGCCCCUGACUCUGCACACACACAUGGGCCGCGUAGCUCCACCUCCUCGUGUGGCUCCGCCCCGCGGCUGCAGGCGCGCCCCUCCUUCAGCUCCCAUAGGCUGAUGCAGUGUGACACUCUUGCCCGUAAAAGGCAAAGGGGUGGAGCCAGGACAAAGACACGCCCACCUCUGCUGCCCCAGGUGCCAUCACAAGAGGAGGGGCCUAUGCCAAGCCCCGCCUCUCUUAGCCCCGCCUCUCCUAUUCCAAGCCCCGCCUCUCUUAGCCCCACCUCUCCUAUUCCAGGCCCCACCUCUCCUAUUCCAAGCCCCGCCUCUCCUAUUCCAAGCCCCGCCUCUCUUAGCCCCACCUCUCCUAUUCCAAGCCCCGCCUCUCCUAUUCCAAGCCCCGCCUCUCUUAGCCCCACCUCUCCUAUUCCAGGCCCCACCUCUCCUAUUCCAAGCCCCGCCUCUCCUAUUCCAAGCCCCGCCUCUCCUAUUCCAAGCCCCACCUCUCCUAUUCCAAGCACCGCCUCUCCUAUUCCAAGCACCGCCUCUCCUAUUCCAAGCCCCGCCUCUCCUAUUCCAAGCCCCGCCUCUCUUAGCCCCGCCUCUCCAUGCAGCAAUCCAGAGAGCCCAAAGACCUCAUCACACACACUCACACACACCCCUUUAGACACACCGUCACACACACUCACACACAGCCCUCCACACACACUCACACGCACCCCUCCACACACACUCACACACAGCCCUCCACACACACUCACACGCACCCCUCCAAACACACCAUCACACACCCCUCCACACACCCCUCCACACACACCAUCACACACACUCACACACACCCCUUUAGACACACCGUCACACACACAAGCUGCCCCCGCCACACACACACCCGCCGACCCCGCCACACUCACACACACACACACACAGGCCGACUCCCCCCCACACACACACACACAGGCCGACUCGCCCACACUCACACACACACACACACAGGCCGACUCGCCCACACUCACACACACACACACACAGGCCGACCCCGCCACACUCACACACACACACACACCUGUUCAGCUCAGAGAGGCGGCAGCGUUCAGUCCUGGGCGGAGCCUUGGCAGUGGUGGGCGUGUCCGUGUGGGCUCUGCUGAUGACCUGCGUGCGGUGGGGGGGGGGGAGGGGGAGGGGCUUCUGCGGGCUCCGUUGUCCCCGGAGACGCGGCGCAGGAGGAGGGCGUGGCGUCGUCACACGGUGGUGGCGUCUCCCACGGAAACCUACGUUGCCCCCGGCAACAAGGCCGCAGAGCCCUCACCCCGCCCGCCAGAGCCGUCACACACGCCAAACAUGUCACGCUUUCACCAGUUCCUGUAACCAUAGCAACCCACACACACACACACACGCCAAACAUGUCACGCUUUCACCAGUUCCUGUAACCAUAGCAACCCACACACACACACACACACGCCAAACAUGUCACGCUUUCACCAGUUCCUGUAACCAUAGCAACCCACACACACACACACACACGCCAAACAUGUCACGCUUUCACCAGUUCCUGUAACCAUAGCAACCCACACACACACACACACGCCACACAUCACGCUUUCACCAGUUCCUGUAACCAUAGCAACCCACACACACACACACACACGCCACACAUCACGCUUUCACCAGUUCCUGUAACCAUAGCAACCCACACACACACACACACACGCCACACAUCACGCUUUCACCAGUUCCUGUAACCAUAGCAACCCACACACACACACACACGCCAAACAUGUCACGCUUUCACCAGUUCCUGUAACCAUAGCAACCCACACACACACACACACACGCCAAACAUGUCACGCUUUCACCAGUUCCUGUAACCAUAGCAACCCACACACACACACACACACGCCAAACAUGUCACGCUUUCACCAGUUCCUGUAACCAUAGCAACCCACACACACACACACACGCCACACAUCACGCUUUCACCAGUUCCUGUAACCAUAGCAACCCACACACACACACACACACGCCACACAUCACGCUUUCACCAGUUCCUGUAACCAUAGCAACCCACACACACACACACACACGCCACACAUCACGCUUUCACCAGUUCCUGUAACCAUAGCAACCCACACACACACACACCAAACAUGUCACGCUUUCACCAGUUCCUGUAACCAUAGCAACCCACACACACACACACACGCCAAACAUGUCACGCUUUCACCAGUUCCUGUAACCAUAGCAACCGGGAGGACAUUGCCACUCUUUGCACUGCAGCAUGAAUUUGCCAAAAGUUAGCCUUUUCUCACACACACACACACACACACACACACACACACACACACACACACACCCAUACA